Molecule: messenger RNA, 5022 nt
Organism: Mus musculus (house mouse)
Lineage: Eukaryota; Metazoa; Chordata; Mammalia; Rodentia; Muridae
Gene: Cbln2
Product: cerebellin 2 precursor protein
Exons: 4
Coding region: 2841-3515 (224 amino acids)
Biological process (GO): trans-synaptic signaling by trans-synaptic complex, modulating synaptic transmission
Cellular component (GO): extracellular region; synaptic cleft; synapse
Molecular function (GO): signaling receptor regulator activity
Source: RefSeq, a predicted model, not a curated record
GGCACAAUAUGCAAUCAUUAAAAUAUACACAGAAGUUUUUCAUCUUAAUUCCUUGCUCUGGAUGUUUUUGUUUGUGUGUGUGUGUGUGUGUGUGUGUGUGUGUGUGUGUGUUUGUUUGUUUGUUCUAAACAUGCUUACAAGCUAAAAAAAAUAAAAAUAAAAAACCUACCUCCCAACCAAAGAUCUAGAUUGGUGGAUCAAUAAACCAUCCAGUUUUCUGUCAAUCUGAUUCAUUCCACAAUUUCCAGUUUCCUUGUUAAACAAAAGAGAUGCAUACAUAUUUUUCAUUUCGUUACAUAAGGAUACUUGGUUUCACACCAUAUCCGAGUUCAGCAGGUAAAGGUUUCCUUAAUAUGUUGUUUACAUACUGCCAUCACCACACAUAACCGUGGUUUUGUUUUGCUUUUGUUUUAUUUUGUUGUUUGCCUCGAAGGUGGUAAGUUGGUUCUGGUGUUUAUGUAAGUCAAAUGUCUCAAAGGCCCUAAGGAACUGCUUAAUUAAACAAUUACUUAAAGAUUUUAGAUGUGUGCAAGGCUUGUUUCUGCUGUGUUCACUUUCAAGUUGGUUCUUUUUGUUAUGUUCUUUUAUCGUCUGUUGACAGGUUUGAAUCCAAUUCCGUCUUCGUGAUGGCACAGUACAAUCAUCCUUCCAUGGCAGAGACAAUCAAGUUCGGGUGAUAUUAGAGUAAAAUAACUCUAAAGUAAGAUUGCACCCUCUCUGCUGAGUUAAACUCACAAAUGUAAGACGCGGCUGCUGUGCCUUUUAUAAGCCUCCCAGCGAUGCGGAGCAUGGUACCUGCAAGCUACAAUUUCCAGUGACUGUGCUGUAGCGCUGGCAGAUUCUUAAGUCAUUUGAUAGUCUGUAGUGCUCUGCAUGUUAUGUGAAGCAGAAUGCAUUUGUCUCCGACGCUCCCUCAAUCACUACAAUACCCCAAUACCCACGGGGAACCUUUGGCCUCAGCUAAACUUAUGCUGUGGGUUUCUUGUGGGCUCACCCCACCCCUCCUUUCUAUUGAGCCGAAUGGACAUGCACGGUAUUUUCAGUGCUUAGGCCUUCCAUCCUAGAACAGUCACGAAAGAACCAAUAAGAAGGGCCUUCCAAACCUUUUAUCUAAGAAGACAGGCCUCAUAAAGCAGAAGCUGGACAACUGAAAUAUUCAAAGGGAGGAGAGACAGGUGUGCGGACUGGGGAAACAAGACAGGAACAAGCUGUGCUCCAUUGAACUACAUGGGCUCAUUCUGAUUUUGUUUUUUUCCCCACCAGCCUACCAGAAAGGCAAACUGUCUAGGACAGAACAAAGUCUUUGUAAUGGUGCUUUUUAAAAAUUCCAUAUGUAAAAGCUGCCUUGCCUUUGUUCUGUGUCUGCUGUGUGAGUGGUAAUAACCCACCAAGGCAUACAUCCUCUUGCCAGAGUUACAUGUUAGAGGAAUAAAGAGUUAAAAACACCCAGCAUGACUGCGGUAAACUGCGAAGAGAACGAACACUGAAAGACAACCUUGUUGCAUUUUUGCAGGAACUUUUAGCUCCUGUUUUAGUUGGGGUGAAGGAAAAGAAAAUCCUCAAACCUCACCUUUGUCCCUGGGUACUCCCCCAUACUGAGUAGGCUUGUUCGCAGCCCGAGGACGGCAGGCUCCAGCGCCCAUAGGUGGCGCCCCUCGUCCGUGCUUGCGCAUCUCCCGGCUCUCCAGGCGCAGCUCGGAACCCCGCGUGUCUCCCCGGGUCUUUAGAGCCCAGAGACUGCGUUUUAAUAAAUACGAGUGGUGCCAACGCGCUCCAGCCCCGGGGUUCAGAGCAGCAGACACAUAAACCCAGGCAGGAAGAGCCUCUUUAAUGUCUGCCAAAAGCUGACAUUUCACUAACCGGAGAUUUUGGAAUCGCAGUUUAAAACCAUUAAAUUACCGAGGCUUUUCCUCUCUUAAAAAAUACUUUUCCUUUUUUUUUUUUUUUUUUUUUUUUUUUUGGUACCCUCUCCUCUUUAAAAUUAUGAAUGUGGCCACUCCGUUCAAGAUCAAGACUUGGAGGGAAUUUGGAAAAGAAAAAGAAUCUGGAAGAAGAAACUCGGCUGGUGCUUCGGAGGGCGCCUAGUUUUAAGAAGGUACCUAAGAGAACUGUCCUAGAUGUCUAGGUGAGAGACGGAUAUCGGGGCUUGGCAAGGUGCUACGGGGAAGUCACAGGGGACUCCACAGGGCUGUGGAUUCUAGCACGGAGGGAGCGAGGAGUCCUUAGUUGCCAGCUCCGAGCUGUGCUUUCUGGAGACUGGAGCUGAGGAGGGGACCCAGGGAUCCUGUUAUUGAGGUUCAGGAUAGGUGUACUGACUGGGGAACUAUUCCGGACCCGAAGGAGGCAAACUGCGCGCCUUGGUGCGGUGCGGCUCCUGGCUUCGGCGCGGCUCAACCCGAGCGGGUAGCAAGUAGGUUCCAGGCACGGUCGUGCGUGCGCUGAGCAGCGCUCGGUGUGGGGCUCUCUGGGCUCUCGGGGCCGGGGCGUGGUGUGCUUGCGGAGCGGGAUCGGACCGAGAGGAGAGGAGGCAGGGCGGGGCGGAGCAGUUAUUGGCCAGGCGCUGGGAGAAGGGUCGUGCUCCGAGGUGUCCUCCUCCCGCUAGCUCCCGCCUGCCUCAUUUUCUCUAAGCAGAACAACUUCUCCGACAUCGGUACUCGCCCGUCAUGGACAUUCCAGGUCCGCAGGUGCCUUCCUUCUGAGAAUCAUUUGGCCUUGACCAUCUGAGGCGAGCACCCAGCCCAGAGAAGGCUACUACUCUAGUCCUGCGCGUUCCUGUGCGCACCCAGGCAGCCCUCCGGCUUCUGCCGGCCUUGACGUUCACAGGGCGCCCCCCAGCCCAGAUGCCCGCGCCUGGCCAGGGCCCCAGAGGGCCGCUGCUGAGCAUGCCCGGGCGCCGGGGGGCGCUGCGUGAGCCAGCCGACUUUGGCUCCAGCCUGGGGGCGGUGCUGGCCCUGCUGUUGCUGCUGCUGCCCGCCUGCUGCCCCGUAAGGGCUCAGAACGACACGGAGCCCAUCGUGCUAGAGGGCAAGUGCCUGGUAGUGUGCGAUUCCAGCCCAUCGGGGGAUGGCGCCGUCACUUCUUCCCUGGGCAUUUCUGUGCGCUCAGGCAGUGCCAAGGUGGCCUUCUCCGCUACUCGGAGCACCAACCACGAGCCGUCAGAGAUGAGCAACCGUACCAUGACCAUCUACUUCGACCAGGUCUUAGUAAACAUUGGCAACCACUUUGACCUUGCCUCCAGUAUAUUUGUAGCACCAAGAAAGGGAAUUUAUAGCUUCAGCUUCCACGUGGUCAAAGUGUACAACAGACAAACUAUCCAGGUCAGCUUAAUGCAGAAUGGCUACCCGGUGAUCUCUGCAUUUGCCGGAGACCAGGAUGUUACCAGGGAAGCAGCCAGCAAUGGUGUUCUGCUGCUCAUGGAAAGAGAAGACAAAGUUCAUCUCAAACUAGAGAGAGGCAACCUCAUGGGAGGCUGGAAAUACUCCACAUUCUCGGGCUUCUUGGUUUUUCCUCUAUAGACUCAGAGCCACCAGGAUGAUGGGAAGGUUUUGAUCAGGACCCAGGGAUCUGCCCCCUGUAACACCUUGAACUUGUCUGGAUAGGAUGGCUUGGGCCCACCUCCAUCAGAUUAUUGCUGUAGAAGAAUGACUUUCUUCUAAAGCUCCAGUAUUUUCUUUGACUAUUGACAAUUCCUCGGGAACCUGGCCUCUAAUUAGUUUAAGAAGACAAGGUCUUAAGGAGAAAUGAAAUUAUCGAUUUGAGCAAUUUGUACCCGUGAUUGUAAAGUCGAUAUCGGAUUUUAUUGUUGGAACCAUUGGCUUAACUUCUCAUGUUUGUACGGUGUAUCUUGUCCUGAUGACAUAGAUGCUGCUGACCCUCAGAUGGAUUGCACGCUUCAGUCAGGGCUUAAAGCAAGAGCCCAGCAGAGGACCACCUAACCAGACAGUCUUUGACCUGUGUUCUGUGUGUGUGUAGCCUUAAGAAAAAGAAUGGCUUCAUUUUCAUUCCGUAGCUUUUCCCUAGGGUCUUGGGGGUCUUGGGAGGGAGCUGGGCAUUGGUAACCUGUCGAAAAGUGCUUUAUCCUGAGAAGCAAAUUUUGCACGAUUGGACUGCAGUUUCUGUUUUGUACCGUCUGUGAUUUUCUUUUUUCCUCGGGAAGCUUUCCUUUUCUUCCUCAGGUUUCACUCCUCAAACCUACUUAGUUUUCAUGCUGGGGGCUCGGAGAGAAAAACAAAACAAAACAAAACAACAAAACUUAUGUUCAGUCCUUGUAUGAGACCAAACAAAACAGAACAAAAUCUGCAUACUUUGUUUUGGAUAAAGGAAACCAGGAAAAAAAAAAAAAGAAAGCCUAUAUUUCAAAGUAAGGACAGCAAAUAGAACAUCCUGCAUAACCUGCAUAACCUUCCCUGGAGUUCUCUCUCAGUGCAGCUUCAAACUUGCAACGUGGAUUUCAUUUUUUUUUUUUUUUAAUUUAUUCUCUGGGAUCCCUUAGUAACCUGGCAUUGCUCAUUGCUCAUGAAUCCCUUAACAAUGGCGGAGCUGACGCGGCCUAAUCCUCUCUUUGCUUUUCCUCUGGAUAUGUCUCAGUAGUGAGUUAGAUCUGCCUCUGAGUGGCCACACAAUUACAAGAUGCUUCAAAGAAACAGGACCAGUGCCUCUUCCUCGAGAUCUUCCUUUGAUCUGUCAAGGAGAGGGUUGUGUUGACUGAUGCUCUGUGGAUGAACAUCUGGCCAGAAGCCACCUGGACUGGAAAUCUCAGCAGUUAAAGGUACUGGCUGCUGUACCCCAUGGGUGGUUUUUUCAAACCCUGCUUCUUUUGGCAUCUUGUGCAACAGCACUAUUAAGUAGCAACUGAGAGACCUGGUGCAGUAUUUGUGUGCCAAGGAAACGUCACUAAUCCCAAAGCAAUCAAAGAUGUGACCUCAAACUGGAUGUUAAUUUGUCCUUUGUGUAACAAUGUAACCAAAAUAUUGAUGAUAAAACUCAUAAUUUAAGAUUCAGAAUAAAUGGAUUUGAUGUCUG